AUGGGAAGAAACCUCAGCUGUAUACCACCCAGUAUUCCUUCCUCCAUUCAAACUCUGGAUUUCAGUUUUAAUGUUCUGAAACACUUGCAGAAGACUGUUUUCCCAGUUUUGUCUUUUCUACGAGUCCUUGAUCUGUCAAGAUGCCAAAUCGAGCACAUUGAAAAUAAUACUUUCUACAAUGUGAAGAAUUUGACUACUUUGAUUCUCACUGGAAACCCUAUUACAUACUUUGGACCUGGAUGCUUGAAUUCUUUACAUAAUCUACAAAGACUAGUUCUUGUGGAUGCUGGUCUCUCAUCCUUACAGCUUCAAAUGAAUAACCUAACCAAGCUGCGGGAGCUUAGAAUCGGGACAAAUAACAUCCAGUCUAUGUCUCUCCCUUCAUUCAUGAGCACCUUCAAGGACUUCAGUUUACUUGAUCUACAUGCCAAUAAUAUAUCCAUCAUCAAAACUGAUCACACUGCUGUGUUGCGAGAGAUCGACUUUGACACUGACAGCUGUGUGCACAAGAAAAGACUCACAAUGGUUUUAUCGGUAUGUUUUGUUACAGUAGUAGUUCUUUUAUCACUCUUGGUUUAUAGGUUCCAGUUUUAUCUUCAGUAUUGCUGUAUUUUACUGAGAGGCUACAGAUCACCUGGACAACAAGAAUGUUCCUAUGAUGCAUUUGUGAUUUUCUCCAGCUAUGAUGAAGUCUGGGUCAUGAAUGAACUGAUGGAGAAUCUGGAGAAUGGUGUUCCACCUAUUCAGCUUUGCCUGCAUAUGCGGGACUUUCAAGCAGGGAAGUCCAUCGCCUCCAACAUUAUCGAUGAAGGAAUAAUGGGCAGUCGUAAAAUCAUUGUGGUCGUGUCUCAACACUUCAUUGAUAGUGCCUGGUGUCGAUUUGAGUUUGAAUUAGCUCAGUCUCGCUUUAUGAUGGAGCGCAAUGCCAACAUCAUCAUCAUCAUUCUGGAAGAUGUGGAAGAGAGGAAGUCUAAGAAAGUGUUUGGACUUCAUAAGCAUCUGAAAAAGAACACAUACCUAAAAUGGAGCAGAGACCCUUUGAGUAACAUGAGAUUCUGGAUACGCCUCAGGAAAGCUAUUAUUGCCACAAACCACUAAUUUUACAUAUAUUGCAUAUAUGUUUUAAAUAAAUAAACU
This is a messenger RNA of Sinocyclocheilus rhinocerous, 1137 nucleotides long. RefSeq names its product toll-like receptor 4. Lineage: Eukaryota; Metazoa; Chordata; Actinopteri; Cypriniformes; Cyprinidae. Gene Ontology annotation, molecular function: lipopolysaccharide binding; lipopolysaccharide immune receptor activity; protein binding. Gene Ontology annotation, biological process: MyD88-dependent toll-like receptor signaling pathway; defense response to Gram-negative bacterium; toll-like receptor 4 signaling pathway. Gene Ontology annotation, cellular component: plasma membrane; lipopolysaccharide receptor complex. The record is from RefSeq and is a predicted model, not a curated record. The transcript has 3 exons. Bases 1 to 1098 code for a protein of 365 amino acids.